UAUAGUCGAUGCUACUUAUUGCUGUUCGCUACUGUUGCCUUAAAUGAUGGUGGUGGUGGUGGUGGUAGUGAAGGUAGUGUCAUCAUGGGUCAUAGCUGAUUUAUUACUGUUAAAUUGCUUACUUUAAGUUCGGAUAAAACCUCUGUGUUAUUACUCAUACUACUUGUGAGCAAUGUUGUGUGAGCAACCUUAUUUGGCUGUUAUUGUACGCGCUGAAUGCCUUUUCUCUGUCAUCAAACAUAAAAACACACAUACAUACAUUCAUACACACGUACCAAAACAAUGGGAUGAAGAUGCUCAAAUCUAUGUUGAUGGUUAAAAAAAAAUAAUUAUUGAAAGAAUUCUUUUUUCUUUAUUUAUUAAUAUCUUAACUUUAAUUUUUAUUCAUUAAUUUUUAAUUUUUUUUUAAGUCGAAUUUGAAAAAUCUAUUCUAUUAUCACUUUUAGUGAGUUUUAUGGACAAUCCAGGAAAACUUUAUUGAAAUCAUGAAAUUCAUUGAAAUCUCGAAAUAAUUGUUCCUUUACAUGGUAAACUGUUAUUUCCCGUCUUUUUUUGAUCUGAUCGUUCAUUCCGUUUUUCUUGGGCGAAAUAUAAAUGUUUUAACCGUACACUUUUUAGCGUUCUCAAUUUCCCCUGAAAAACUGAAAAUUGGUUUGGAUUAUGAUGAAAAGUCACAGUUUGUUUUUUGAGGUUCUUUCAACUGAUGUAUUUGAAAAGUGGAAGGUUAAACUUUCGUCCAGCUGAACUGAAGCCAGAGAAAAAGUGGUAUUUGUGAAUAAGUCUAAUCAUACCUUCAAAAACAGACUUCUCGUUUCUGGAAUUUCUUUUUUAGCAUUCAAGCAUUUGAUGAGUCACACUAUAAAUCUUUGAAACAUAUUCUCAGUGGAUUGAACAAGCUCCGGGUAAUUCAAGUAGAAAUAAAAAGAAGACAUAACUGAUCAAGUGAUCACUCUUUUAUCACAGACUGUCUCUUCCCCAUGAAACCUUACACAUAACAAAACUGACAGAACAAUAAGUGUUUGUAUUAAACAUUUUUUGUUCAAAUAAUCAGAGCAGAAAGGAAACUACAACAAUCUUCACAACAAUUUAUUAGCUGUCUUGCUAUGAGUGAAAGAAAAACAGAACCUGUAUGGUCAAUAGAACCACCAGAAUGGAUUAACUUUUUCAGUAAUGAAAGGUUUCUGGAUUACAAGGAGUUUGUUUCCAAAAAAUUACCUUUAAAAUACCCCAGCUUGGGCUCUGGACAAUCAUAUGAUUAUGCUGAACCUUAUUCGUCAUUUAAAGAGAGCCAGGCCGAUCUUGGGAGAGGUUCUUACAGUGACUCAAGAAAGUUAUUCCUGCAAAAAAGUGGCCGAAUACUUUGGAUCAUUUCAUGUAUUCUCGUUUUCCUUGGCAUGAUCGCUGCGUUGGGUGUCGUAAUCACACUCAUUACAGCAGAUAAAUCAGAAACGAAGGGAUCCUUUAAUUCCGAUUUUGUCAACAAGAGUGGUAUUUCUUUGACAACACUAAUUCCUGACCCCGUCACUUAGUUUCAAGAUACUGCAGCAGUAAAGAAAUUGAUGUUGUUGUUAAUGAUAUGAACGAAAAUUUGCAGAAGAAAGAUGAUGAUGGAAGAGGACGUAUGUAUUUGUCAAAGAUCAGAUGUAUUUAGAUAUUUGUGUUUUCUCUCGAACAGUGUGAACAUAAAAUGAAUCUCUGGUCUAUGUAAUCCUGCACACAUCUAUAUGUGGGAGUAUCUACUCAUGAGCAUUAAUUGAAACAGUUAUAUUUGUACACGAACUUUUCAUAGUUAUAUUGGUCUCUUGGUGGCAACCAUGGUGGAGUUUUCUUUUCUAUGCAGUAUAAAGUCUAAUGUAAAACAUAAAUAAAAUAAUGAGUAAAAACCAC
Molecule: messenger RNA, 1887 nt
Organism: Octopus bimaculoides (California two-spot octopus)
Lineage: Eukaryota; Metazoa; Mollusca; Cephalopoda; Octopoda; Octopodidae
Source: RefSeq, a predicted model, not a curated record